AUGACUAACAAUAUCGUGGUUCUGGGGGCCGGCGUCUCGGGUCUAACAACGGCAUACCUCUUGUCACAGGACCCGGCAAACAAGGUUACCGUUCUUGCAAAGCAUAUGCCCGGCGACUAUGAUAUUGAAUAUGCGUCUCCGUGGGCUGGAGCAAACUAUAUGCCGGUUGGCAAAAAAGGAAGUCGUCAUCAGGCUUGGGAAACAGCUACUUGGGCUCCGCUGAAAGAACUCUGUGAAAAGUACCCCGAUGCAGGUAUUCAUUUCCAAGACACACUCAUUUAUAACCGGAAAAAGGAUCAAGGCACUGCCGCUGGCAAUUGGUUCGCUGAAUUAGUACAACCUAACCCAUGGUACAUGAAUGUUGUCCGUGAUUUCGAAACUCUUCCCCAGAGCGCGUUGCGAUCUGACAUGGAUAACGGUCAAAAGUUCACAUCUGUUUGCAUCAAUACAGCCAUCUAUCUCCCCUGGCUUAUUGGCCAAUGUGUGAAGAACGACGCAGUAUUCAAAAGAGAGACGUUCAAACAUAUCUCCGAUGCAGCCAAUGCUCAUCACACGGGUCAGAAGGCUGAUGUAGUCAUCAACUGUACCGGUCUAUCAUCUAAGACACUGGGUGGCGUUCUUGAUGAGAAGUUGUUCCCAGUGAGAGGUCAGAUUGUCGUGGUCAGAAAUGAUCCUGGUGAAAUGGUGUCGGUCUCUGGAACAGACGAUGGUGAAGACGAGGUGACAUACAUCAUGACUCGUGCUGCAGGUGGCGGUACAAUCAUCGGCGGUUGUUGUCAAGAGAACAACUCGGAUCCAUUGCCAGACCCUAACCUAGCUACUCGAAUCAUGAAGCGCGCGAUUGAUAUUUGCCCGAAGCUAGUUAAGCCCGGCCAAGGUAUCGAGGGCCUUGAUAUUAUUCGCCAUGGCGUGGGCUUGCGGCCUUAUCGUCAGGGUGGUCCUCGAAUUGAGAAGGAUCUGGUGGACGGGGUAAAAAUUGUUCAUAACUAUGGACAUGGCGGAUUCGGUUAUCAAGCUUCGUUCGGCUGCUCCGAGGAAACAGUGCGUCUAGUCAAAGAGGUGUUGCAGAGCAAGCCUCGCUCGAAGCUCUGA
Messenger RNA from Penicillium angulare, 1092 nucleotides. RefSeq names its product FAD-dependent oxidoreductase. The record is from RefSeq and is a predicted model, not a curated record. Gene Ontology annotation, molecular function: FAD binding; D-amino-acid oxidase activity. NCBI's taxonomy places the organism in Eukaryota, Fungi, Ascomycota, Eurotiomycetes, Eurotiales, Aspergillaceae. The coding region runs from base 1 to 1092 and encodes 363 amino acids. The transcript has 6 exons.